Molecule: messenger RNA, 1119 nt
Organism: Ictalurus furcatus (blue catfish)
Lineage: Eukaryota; Metazoa; Chordata; Actinopteri; Siluriformes; Ictaluridae
Gene: nsg2
Product: neuronal vesicle trafficking associated 2
Exons: 5
Coding region: 211-765 (184 amino acids)
Biological process (GO): endosomal transport; G protein-coupled dopamine receptor signaling pathway; clathrin coat assembly
Cellular component (GO): endosome; membrane
Molecular function (GO): clathrin light chain binding
Source: RefSeq, a predicted model, not a curated record
UCGCCUCGGUUAUACCCGAGCUGCUGAAGAGACGCUGUGCGGCUGGAGAGGUUCCCCGGAGCGCAGUCUUUCACCUCCUCCUCCUCCUCCUCCUCCAUACUGCCUCCUUCUUCUGCACAUCUGUCCGCGCUGGUCUCCGCCCGCCUGCGUCCAACAAAAACACGACUGAUUUGUUUGCUGGUGAAAAAAGGAGGAAAUAUCUGGAGAAAGAUGGUUAAACUUGGGAGUAAUCUACAGGACAAAGGGAUUAAAGCGGUGACCGUUGAAGAUGGAUUUCAAACCGUUCCUCUUAUCACGCCCUUGGAUGUUAGUAAUCUUCAGUACCAAGCGCCAGACAAGGUGGUGGUAAAGACACGAACUGAAUACCAAACAGAGCAGAAGAACAAGGCCAAGAUGAAGGUGCCUAAGGUGGAGGAAUACACCAUAAGCUUCACUGAUGGGGUGUCAGAGAGACUGAAGGUCACCAUCCUAAUUGUCCUGGCUUUGGCUUUUCUUGCCUGCAUAGUGUUCUUAGUGGUGUACAAGGCAUUCACGUAUGACCACACCUGCCCAGAUGGCUUUGUCUACAAGCACCAGCGAUGCAUCCCAGCCUCCCUGGAGGCUUACUACACCGCACAGGAUGCACACUCUCGCGGCCGCUUCUACACGGUGAUCAGCCACUACAGCAGCAUGGCUAAGCAGACCAUGUCACGCUCCGUCUCACCAUGGCUUCCAAAUGGCAAUGUCCAGCAUGAUGAUAAACCACCCAACACUGUCAGCCAAUGAGGCUGCUUAUGCUGAUUCACCGGUGGCCAUGUCGGCUCCGCCCACCCACCCACCCACCCCCAUCUGACUUACCUAACACUUUUCUCCAUUUAUACUCUACUAUUUCAUUUUUCUUUUUUACUCAUGUAGUUCAUUUGUACGAGUUAUUUAUUUACUACUACCUUUAUUGUGCAAUUUCUGUUUUUAUUGUAUGGAACACCAGAUAAUUGUUUGUACAAAGGCACGCGUCUGUGACACAUGUCAAACGCGAAGGACCCGUAAGAAACCAUAUAGCUUCAUGACUGUCUGAUUCAUUGUAAAAGGCAUGUUGCAGAUACUGUAUGGGAUUUAUUUAUUUAUUUAUCUGUGCUUUGU